Nicotiana tabacum (common tobacco) is the source of this 579-nucleotide messenger RNA. NCBI's taxonomy places the organism in Eukaryota, Viridiplantae, Streptophyta, Magnoliopsida, Solanales, Solanaceae. The record is from RefSeq and is a predicted model, not a curated record.
AAUGCCAAUAUUCCAAAUGGUAGCACAAAUAAUAGUAGUGGUGAGAAUUUUGUACUAAGGGAAUUAAUUGGUAGAUUAGGUAGUAUUUGCAAUUCAAGAGAAAUGUCACCAAAUUCCAAUAUGAUUAAUAGUAGUACUAACAAUUCUUGUUAUAGUACUCCAUUAAAUUCUCCACCAAAAUUAAAUCUUUCUAUGAGGGGGAAUUUGUCACAUAAUCAAUUGCCACAAUUCAGUGCUGAUCCUGGAUUUGCAGAAAGAGCAGCAAGAUUUUCUUGUUUUGCUAAUAAAACUUUCAAGAGUUUUAAUGAAGCUGAAUUGUUGCAACACAAUAGACUAAUUGUAGCACAGCCAAAUUUGGAAAGUGGGAAACUUUCAAGAGUUUCAAGCAAUCAGUCUAUUAAAGUCUCAUCUGGAUCUCAAAUUCAAGAAUUCAAAGAUGUGAAUUUAGUUCCAAAAAACUCUGAAUUGGGAGAUUCAAGGGAAAAUUCUUCAGUUUCUGAGCAGAUCCCAGUUGGUGAAAAUGAUACCAAUUCAAGAAAAAGGAAAUCAAUUUCCAAGGGAAAAUCCAAGAAUGCUAAU